Molecule: messenger RNA, 282 nt
Organism: Cladophialophora yegresii CBS 114405
Lineage: Eukaryota; Fungi; Ascomycota; Eurotiomycetes; Chaetothyriales; Herpotrichiellaceae
Exons: 1
Coding region: 1-282 (93 amino acids)
Biological process (GO): translation
Cellular component (GO): mitochondrion; large ribosomal subunit
Molecular function (GO): structural constituent of ribosome
Source: RefSeq, a predicted model, not a curated record
AUGUCCUAUUUUCGGAUUACCCUAGUUCGUUCCGCAAUCGGCCUGCCAGCGCGAACAGGCAACGUGCUCAAAGCACUCGGGCUGCGCAAACGAAUGGCAACCGUCUUCCACCCAGUCACGCCCUCAGUUGCCGGUCAAAUCAUGAAAGUGAAAGAGCUAGUCGCAGUUUCGGAAGUCGAUAAGCCUUUGACCAAGCAGGAAAUCCAUCAGGAGAGAGUGCCUGACGCGGGCUUUUAUAUCGAAUCAAAGGCGGGCGAGGUUAGAGAAUGGGAAAAAGCAUGA